GGGGUGUAUGGAUAGGUGUUUUCGCUUCGGCAAGCGAAUUCCUUCGUGGCCAUGGCCCUGCGGAGAGCAGCCGCCCUGCCCGUGAUCUUCCUGGGUGCUGCGUUCACUUUUCUGGGAGGCCUCACUCGUCGCGCCCUGCUGGGCGUGAUGGCAUCCAAUGCCGCGCUGCCGGCGCAAGCCUUGCCGGGCUCCCCUCGCUUUGCAGGCAAGUACGAGGAUCCGAGUUCUGGCUGCCUUCGCGAGAUCGCCCCUAGCGGCGCAGGAGUGAUUGUCAGGGGUGCGGAUGGCGAAGACUGCGGGAAGACCUGGGAAGCCAAAGGCCGCCGCGGCCGGGGCUCGCCAGACACCCUGCGCGGAGACCAGCUGCAGAUCGACUUCUCUUCCAAAGGAGGGCCCCCAGACGUGGUGGUCACCUGGGAGCCCGGCGAGAUCUCCGGCCUCCGCUUCCCGGAGGGCCAAUUCUGGAAGCGCCUGCGGUGAAGCGAGCCCGGGACCGGCACAACGCCCCGAC
Effrenium voratum is the source of this 511-nucleotide messenger RNA. The record is from the annotation of a GenBank genome assembly. Lineage: Eukaryota; Dinophyceae; Suessiales; Symbiodiniaceae.